Manduca sexta (tobacco hornworm) is the source of this 1216-nucleotide messenger RNA. RefSeq lists its product as uncharacterized. The coding region runs from base 451 to 963 and encodes 170 amino acids. The transcript is spliced from 4 exons. The record is from RefSeq and is a predicted model, not a curated record. Lineage: Eukaryota; Metazoa; Arthropoda; Insecta; Lepidoptera; Sphingidae.
UUAAUUGUUGAUCCACCUUUACCCGCCUAUUACUAAGGAACUUUUGGGUUUAUCGUGCUAAUUUUGAUUUACAUGAUUCCUCCUUCUUACGAUGCUAUACGUAAGUGUGCCGUAAAGUUUUUAGCUCGUCAACGACUGUAACGGUAAUUGUUGAUCUUUUAACAGUCUUUUUUUUUACACUGAGGAUACUUUUGUUGAUCAAUAUAAACUUUGCUUGAUCAACAUUUGCCGCGGAUUCUUGCUUUUUGAAUAACGCGGUAAUAAUGCAAAAACGAAACGGAAGUAUUAUAUUAAAAUGAGAUAGAAAGUGUGCCCGCGACUUAGCGAGUUCCAAAGAAGUUGGCCUAGCUCAGUCGGAUUUUGUGUCCCGUGCAUCAAGGUUUUCGACAAGUUGGACGACGUGUAUUUGGAAAAAUAUUACGAUUUUUGUUUAUUAUUUUUGUUCAGGAGAUGGACGACACAAGUACUAAAACAGAUAUACUACGUGAUGACGCAAUAGUUGAAGAAUCCGAAUCUGAAACAAAUUCAUCAAACUUACCUAUAUAUGAUGGCGAUAUGCAGACAAAUUCACGAGAAAAUAGUAAGAUAAGGAUAAUCUCGAAUAUAGACAUAUCGGGAAUAUCAUCGUUGGUAAAUGUUGGCGAUAUUGAAAGAGUCUCCCUAUCAGAUUUAAAUUUAAUUGAACCUAUGUGCUUUGAUCAGAUGAUAGAAGAUAGUCCUAAAUUAUUAUGUAACCACGAAACUGCGGAACCAAAGACACCUCCUCGAAAAUACCGAAUCAGAGCAUGUCACAAGUUUACUAAAAGCCGAAAAAUAGAUUCCGAGACUGAUAAUCAGGAUUUUUCCUCCAGUGACGGUUCAGAUUUUGACCCGGAUUCUUCUAAUCGAUCUCGUGAUGACUCAAUGAGCCUUGUUCCUCUAUCAGAUGUAAUUGUCAAUAUUAUAGGUACAAACAAUUAUUAACUUACUUAUUAUUUUUAUAAAUAUAUAAAAAAAAAAUCUUUCAGAUUAGAGAUCAUCCAGAUAACAAAAUAUUUUGGAAAAUGUCUCUUUUAGAAAAACAUGAUUCUUCUCCGGACAUUUUUCCUUUAGAACCAUCUUUUUCCAAGCUAAGUGAGAAUAAUGAUCAGGUAUUUUUUCUUGUAUAAGUAAUAAUUAUCAUUAAUAAUUGGACGUAGAUACGCAAACACAUACACACUCACACAUACACGCACGC